AGACUAAUCUAUCUAAAAAAAAAAAAGAACAAGACCAUACAACCAUAGGCUUUAAACUUAUAAAUAAAAUUGAGAAUGGAAAUGAGGAAUACAAUAAAUAGACAACAACCCAUGCAACCAAAUAGUAGACAACAGGCGAACAACUCAGUGAGAAAAAAAAGGCACCCUGGGAUGAACCUUUGCUGGCCCCUAAAUAAGAUCAGUGACUCCUAGAGUCACACCGCUAUCCGUUGGACUGCUGAGACAAAAGGGAAGUAACUCUGCAUUGUACGAAAUGUCUCAAAAAUCUGCUAUAGUUUCUAUGCCAGAGCCAGAAUCCUCAAAUAAGAAAACAACUGAACUUAAGAUUGGAUUUAUUGAUAUAUCAGGAUAUUCACCAACUAUGCAAUUCAUCCUGCUUACAGCUGCAGUGUUUGUUUUUUAUUUAGUAUAUGGUUAUAUGCAAGAACUAAUAUUUAAACUGGAUGGAUUCAGACCAUUUGGUUGGUACCUUACCUUGGUACAGUUUGGACUUUAUACUUUAUUUGGUCUUACAGAACUACAGUUUAAAGCUGACAAAGAAAGAAGGAUUCCACUCUCCUCCUAUGUUGUGAUAGCAUUCUUAACAGUAUCAACAAUGGGGUUGUCCAAUACCUCUGUAGGAUAUUUAAAUUAUCCAACACAAGUUAUCUUUAAAUGUUGUAAACUUAUACCAGUUAUGUUAGGAGGAGUCUUAAUUCAGGGUAAAAAGUACAAGUGUAUAGAUGUAACUGCAGUAUUAUGUAUGUGUGUAGGAUUAAUUUUAUUUACUCUUGCUGACAGUAGUGUAUCACCUAGUUUUAAUACAUAUGGUGUAAUAUUGAUAUCAUUAGCCUUACUGGCAGAUGGUGCUAUUGGUAAUGUACAAGAGAAAGCAUUAAAACAAUAUCAAGGAUCUAAUUCAGAAAUGGUAUUAUAUUCAUAUUCAAUAGGAUUUAUUUACAUAUUAAUUGGUUUAGUUUUAUCAGGAAGAUUGCUUCCAGCAUUUGAAUUUUGUAAAGAUUAUCCUGUGGAGACAUAUGGAUAUGCUGUGAUAUUUUCAAUUUCUGGCUAUUUUGGUGUAAAUAUAGUAUUGACAUUAGUCAAGUCGUUUGGUGCUUUGAUAGCUGUUACAGUUACCACCUGUAGAAAAGCUAUAACUAUAAUUCUGUCAUUUAUGUUCUUUGCAAAGCCAUUUACUUUUCAGUAUGUGUGGUCUGGUUUAAUUGUAGUGUUUGGAAUCUAUUUAAAUGUAUACAGUAAAAACAAAGAUUCCUGGGAUACAUAUUUAUUAAUUAAGUACAAUGAAGUUAAAUCAUUACUAGGAUAUACGAAGACAUACAGAAAAUAUCCAUCAGCAACCACAAAUGUAUAACUUAUAUUGUGAUAUUUAUAGUUAUGCAAAGAAAUAAUCCAUGGUUUUCAUUGGCACUGUGUCAAUCUAAGUGGACAGAAUCAAACAGACGGUGAAUUGUCAGAGAGCUUAUAUUGUUAAAAAAUUGGUGCAUGUCUUUCAUAUUUGUUUUCAUUGUUUUGAUAUGAAUUAGGCUGUUAGUUUUCUCAAUUACAUUAUUUUAUAUUUGUCAUUUCAAGCCUUUUAUAGCCAUUACAACUAUACGGUAUGGGUUUUCUAUCAUUGUUGAAGGGUUGCCUAUAAUUGCUUUCAACCAGUGAAUUUGAACUCUUGUAGAUAGUUGCCUCAUUAAUAAUCAUUCAUCAUCAGCUUAUUUUUAUACAGUUUUGGAUUUUUUCCUUUUAAUUAAAUGGUUGAACAAGUGUUAUAUGAUGAUAAAUUUGUCAGAUAUUACAAAAAUGUUAGAUUCCACAGAAAUGUCCGAUUAACGCAGAUUUUGAUUAACUUCUUUAGUAUGUCAUUAAAAAAGAAAGGUAAAUUUUUUGACAUAUUCAUAGUCUAAAAUAUUUCAAAAAGAAAGAAAAAAACAUUUUCAUUAUUAAAUGUUACUUUGUUUUUCAUUUCAUCACUUGAUGGGGCACUAACUGUCAAGUUCAUGUUCACCGAUUCUAAUCAUUCUCAUAUUUAUAUAUAUAUAUAUCUUUGCACGUUAAGAACUCUUGCAACAUCUCUUUUGAGGGGUUCCGUAGGUGGCCUGUUGCAAGGCAAAAUUUCUGUCCCUAUCCAAUAUACCCUCAUUUUCCAGUGGCAGUCCAAAUUUCCCCGACCAUCACCCUCUAUUAUAACAACCUACCUUUUGUGUUUAUUGUUAACUUGUUCUUGUCCUGAAUUUGCAUGAAAUAUUUGCCACUGGACGUUAAGCAACCAACAAUCAAUCAAUCAAUCAUAUUUUGAUUUAUAACAAUGUAAAACAUUUAUCCAAGCUAUUAAAAGUCUAAAUAAAACAAUAAACAAGGCACAGGCAUGAAAAUACAUAGCUUCAUUUUGUGUGUAUUUGAAUCUAGACGCAAUCUAAUUAUUUAUCGAGUAGACCUUUAUAGUAAACAUAAAUAUAGAUAUAAAUACAGUAAGCAAACAUGUGCUGUUGAAUUAUUCUAGGUCUAUUAAACUUAAUAUUACAGAUACCAAAAUAAAUGUUUAUCAUCAUUUUUACCUGUAUUAGAAUAAAAUUGAGAAUGGAAAUGGGGAAUGUGUCAAAGAGGCAACAACCUGACCAUAGAAAAAACAACAGCAGAACAUUAGAAUGUUUACUUGUGGAUCAAAUCAGUCAAUCAAAUGAUUUAUCUUUGUUUCACUUUCAAUGUUGACAUUUUCUUCCUUUAAAUAACUUUACACAUGCAAUUCACGUGUUAUUCAUCUCAAGCUAAGGGGUUAAAUUAAAGUUCACAUGAAUACGGAUUCACUGAGGUUGAAAUUAUUCACUUGCAAGUGAAUAAUUCAUAAUCAAUGUUUUUUUGCUUAUUUUGAUAAAAUUGAACCUUAUUGGCUACUAGAAAGGAAUUAUUAUUUCACUAUUUGUAUUUCAUUACUGAUUGAGCCAUAAAACAUAAUAUUUGGUUUUUCAUAUAUCUUGUAGCUAGUGCCCCUUUAAAAUUUCCUUCCUUAUAGUAGUUUAUCAUCUAAAGUAAUAUUUUUACACAAUUUGUAAAAUCAUAGCAUCAUGGCUUCAUCAUAUUACAAAAAAAUUAACUUGACAUUCAUUCAUUGGAUGAAAUUACUUCUUUUGCUUCAUCAGAUGUUAUAUUAGAAAAGUUAAUAAUUUACACAUGUAGGAGUUUAUGUUAGUGGGUUGUGUACUUUUAAAAAUGAAUGUUUUGAAUCUCUAUUUAUUUUAUAUUUAUGAAAUAUAUAAUAUACAUAACUGGUA
Messenger RNA from Mytilus trossulus (common blue mussel), 3278 nucleotides. RefSeq names its product adenosine 3'-phospho 5'-phosphosulfate transporter 2-like. Bases 275 to 1372 code for a protein of 365 amino acids. Gene Ontology annotation, cellular component: endoplasmic reticulum membrane; Golgi membrane. Gene Ontology annotation, biological process: transmembrane transport. Gene Ontology annotation, molecular function: 3'-phosphoadenosine 5'-phosphosulfate transmembrane transporter activity. The transcript has 10 exons. The record is from RefSeq and is a predicted model, not a curated record. Lineage: Eukaryota; Metazoa; Mollusca; Bivalvia; Mytilida; Mytilidae.